AUGUCCGUCAACGUGCCUCCGGGCGAUGGUACCACCAUAUCCGGCGGUGGGAUCCCCGCCCCGAACGCGGCAAACGCAAAUGUCGGCGCCGCUGCCGAUCGCAAGGAGCCCUCGCCCCAGCAGAGCAGCGGCGGUAAUGUCGACGACGAGGAGGCCGCCGAGGAGGAUGCCGAGAGCUUCCCCAAGUUGUCCAGAUGGAGGAGCAUACUUCUGACGGCUGUUAUUUCGACAGCCGGACUACUCACUGUGCUCAACGUGCAAUCAGUAGUCAUCUUGUUGCCCUCCAUGUCCGCCGAGAUCGGGAUCCCCGCCGCCCGCCAGCAGAUCGUCGUCUCCAUCUACAACAUCUCAACGGGCAGCCUGAUGCUGCUCUGGGGCCGGAUCGCCGACAUCUACGGCCGCCGACUUGUCUAUCUCGCCGGCUCCGGCCUUUUCACCGUGAGCAAUCUCUGCCUGCCCUUCACCAAGUAUGAGGACCCCUUUAUCUGGUCUUGUUGUGCCUCGGUCUUCUCACCCCUGACUAACCGCUUUCUUCCCCUUCCCAUCACUAGAUAUGAGAUUCCCUUUCACAUCGUCCGCUUCCUCCAGGGCAUGGGCGCCGCCGCCAUCAUCCCCUCGGGCAUCGGCAUAGUCGCCUCGACCUUCCCCCGCGGCAAGGCUCGCAACAACGCCUACGUCUGCAUCUCUGCCGUCGCCUCCGUCGGUUCUGUCCUCGGCAACAUCUUUGGAGGCGUCAUCGGCAGCCUGCUGUCCUGGGAGUGGGUGUUUUGGAUCCCUGCGAUCCUCGCCGCCGUCGCCACCGUGCUGGCCUACUUCGUCACGAACACGCCUCACCUCCGCUCGUCGUCCGCGGGCGCGGCGGCGGCUCGCAGCGGCAAGGGCGUGGACUGGAUCGGCGGCGUCCUCGUCUCGAGCAGUCUGGUGCUGCUGCUGGCGGCCUUCACCCAGGCCAACGUCAUCGGCUGGUCGACGCCCUGGAUCCCGCCGCUCAUUGUGGGAUCCGUCCUGCUGCUGGCCGCCUUUUGCUUCUGGCAGCACCGCCUUGAGAAGCUGAACAACCGAGCCAAGGAGCCCCUGGUGCGGAUUUCCAUGUUCAGGAACCUGCAGUUCUCAGCCCUGUUCGUCCUGGUGGGAUGCUUUUACGCCUCGUUCAACAGUUUCCUGGUUUUCGUCACGUUCUUUUACCAGGACUACCUUGCACUGGGCGAGAUCGAUACUACUCUGCGCUUUCUCCCUGCCGGUAUCGCCGGGUUCCUGAUAUCCUUCGCCGUGUCCCCGGCCCUCUCUCGCAUCCGUGCCUUUUACAUCCUCGUCUUCGGGCUGGCCUGUAGCGUCAUAUCCCCGUUCAUCAUGGCCGUCCCCAUCCCCCCUAGCACGUCCUACUGGGCGUACGGGUUUCCGGCCAUGUGCUUGUGCCUCAGCAUCGAGGUCGUCUGGCCUGUCGUCAGCCUGCUUAUUGCCGCCAGGCUGUCCACCGCCGACCAGGGAAUGGGGAGCGGACUCUUGCAGAGCGUCAACAACGUCGGACGAGCGCUGGGCCUUGCGAUUGCCACUGCGGUUCAGACGAAGACGCAGGGCUUCGAUGAGGCGGACGUCGAUACGUUUGAAGGCUCCGCCGGGUUUCUCUAUGGCGUACGGGCUGCGCAGUGGACGAAUGUCGGGUUGGCGGCCACGGCGUUGUGUAUCGCGGUGGCUUUCUUCCGGGACCUGGGGCGUGCCUGA
Colletotrichum destructivum is the source of this 1722-nucleotide messenger RNA. Its product is annotated as Putative major facilitator superfamily, MFS transporter superfamily. Lineage: Eukaryota; Fungi; Ascomycota; Sordariomycetes; Glomerellales; Glomerellaceae. The transcript has 3 exons. Bases 1 to 1722 code for a protein of 573 amino acids. The record is from RefSeq and is a predicted model, not a curated record. Gene Ontology annotation, cellular component: membrane. Gene Ontology annotation, biological process: transmembrane transport. Gene Ontology annotation, molecular function: transmembrane transporter activity.